AUUAACCCAAUUAUCUUCAUUACUAUUCUACUAACACUUAUUUUAGGAACAGUAAUCACUAUAAUCAGCUCCAACUGACUAAUGGCCUGAAUAGGACUAGAAAUCAACAUAUUCGCCAUUAUCCCUUUAAUUAUUAAACAACACAACCCACGCUCAAUUGAAGCCGCAACAAAAUAUUUCCUAACCCAAGCAACAGCCUCUAUAAUCUUACUACUAGCAGCCCUAAUAAACUUCAUAUAUUCAGGCCAAUGAACCAUUAUAAACUUUACAAACUCCAUACCCCCUUUCCUAGCACUAAUAGCAUUAACCAUAAAACUAGGAAUAGCCCCAUUCCACUUCUGAGUCCCAGAAGUAACACAAGGCUCCCACCUUACCUCAGCAGCAAUUUUAUUAACCUGACAAAAACUAGCUCCACUAUCCAUUCUUUACCAAAUUUUCCCAUCAAUUAACCACAACCUACUCUUAUAUUCAGGAAUCUUAUCCAUUAUUUUAGGUGGCUGAGGGGGACUUAAUCAAACCCAAUUACGAAAAAUCCUAGCCUACUCUUCAAUCGCCCAUAUAGGCUGAAUGGCAAUCAUCAUCUCAUACGAACCUUCCCUAAUAUUACUCAACCUAAUUAUCUAUAUCCUUAUAACUCUAUCUUCAUUUAUACUCCUAAUUGGAAACUCUAACACUUCCACCGCUUCCCUAGCUAUUAUAUCAAACAAAACACCACUAACAAUAAUUAUACUAAUAGGAGUAUUACUAUCACUAGGAGGCUUGCCUCCACUAUCAGGAUUCAUACCAAAAUGACUUAUCAUUCAAGAAAUAACAAAAAACAACAGCAUUAUUCUACCACUUAUCAUAGCAAUACUAGCAUUACUCAACCUUUACUUCUAUAUACGACUAAUCUAUUCAUCAGCCCUAACAAUAUUUCCCUCCAACAACAACAUAAAAAUAAAAUGAAAAUACACUAACUUAUCAUACUCAACUUUAUUACCAACUAUAUUUACCCUAUCCAUACUUUCAUUGCCACUGACCCCUAUAAUAAAUCUACUACUUUAG
Molecule: messenger RNA, 1044 nt
Organism: Chrysochloris asiatica (Cape golden mole)
Lineage: Eukaryota; Metazoa; Chordata; Mammalia; Afrosoricida; Chrysochloridae
Source: the annotation of a RefSeq genome assembly